Molecule: messenger RNA, 4104 nt
Organism: Anopheles marshallii
Lineage: Eukaryota; Metazoa; Arthropoda; Insecta; Diptera; Culicidae
Gene: Srrm1
Product: serine/arginine repetitive matrix protein 1
Exons: 5
Coding region: 1-4104 (1367 amino acids)
Biological process (GO): mRNA processing; regulation of mRNA splicing, via spliceosome
Cellular component (GO): spliceosomal complex
Molecular function (GO): RNA binding
Source: RefSeq, a predicted model, not a curated record
AUGAUGUUCACUGGUACGAACCAGCAGCAGGAUUCCCGGUUCUCCGACAAGGAGAAGAAACUGCUGAGGCAGAUGAAGUUCAGUGAUAAUCUCAACAAACGGGUCGAUAUGUCCAAAGUGAAGUUGGAUGUAUUGCGGCCAUGGAUUAGCCAAAAGAUCACCGACAUGCUCAACAUCGAUGACGAUGUUAUCGUGGAGUUUGUGUACAAUCAGCUCGAGGAGGAAAAGUUCCCCUGCCCGAAAAAGAUGCAAAUCAAUCUGACCGGUUUUCUGAACGGAAAAAAUGCGCGUCUAUUCAUGGAGGAUCUGUGGGCGCUGCUGCUAUCAGCGCAGGACUCAGAAACGGGCAUACCGGCGGAAUUUAUACAGGCAAAAAAAGAGGAAAUUUUAAAGCGCGAAGAGGAAGCACGGUUGCAGGAGGAAGGAAGCAGAGGCCACCGUUCAAGGAGCCACACCCGUGAUAAGGACGACGGUGGUACAAAAACAAAACCUAACAAAAGCGCUCCACGGCAAAUGUACAAACCCGAACCAGAGGACUACAUCGACGAGGAAGAAAAAAUGAUCGAAGAUUUUAUUGAGGCCGAGGUUCCUAAGGAAUCGAAAAAGGUAGCACCGGCUUCCCUACUACCAGUUGCAGAUUGCGUACUGUCAGAGGAAAUGGUAAAAAGUGAAAGUAAACUCACGGAUGUGUCAGAGAAAAAUGUAAAGGAUCAUGCGACUAGCCGCCGCAAAUCGGCGGAACGAGGAAAAUCCGGUGAACGUAAUAGUGAUUCGAGAGCAAGAAGAAAAUCUCGCGAUCGCUCACGAUCACGCAAUGAUCGGAGGGUGUCGUCUCGCGAUCGGAGAGGAUCUUCCCGUGAAAGACGCUCCCCAAGAGACCGUCGGCGAUCCCGCUCACCUCGGCGUUCUGUUGAUCGAUCGCGCAAACGUUCUAGUCGAUCGCCAAGGGAUAAAAGAACGAACGAUCGCGACCGAAGGCGUUCGCGAAGUAGCUCUCUUUCCAGGAAAGAAAACAAGAACAGCAAUGGAAAUUCGGGCGCAUUGUCUAAGGUGCAAUCUAAGCUGAUGAACAUGGCGGAGGGAAAGAAAUCAACGACAAGCAAAAAAAGUCCUAGCCGCUCGUCAGCAGAUUCGCGUUCCCGCAGCAGGUCUGGAUCUGCCAAUAAAGAGGGUAACCGCAAGAAGAGUGCUAGUCGUUCUCGAUCUCUAUCUAAAUCAAGAUCGAGAAAAGCAAAAAAGGGUUUACCUAGCUCCCGAUCUCACAGCUCGAAUUCAAACUCGUCCGGUUCAUCGUCGUCCAGCGAUAGCGAGGACGAGAAGAAACCAAAAGCCACGACAGGCUCAACAAACGCGGCCGGCAAAAAGCGUAACGGACGCAACAGUCGCAGCCGUAGCCGAAGUCACAGCCGCAAUCGCCGCGAUACAUCGAGAAGCCGGUCCGGUAGCAGCCGUUCGUCAUCAUCGCGUGGCAGAAAGAAGGAUGAUUUCGAGAUACAGAAGAAGGAAAACAGUGUCCAAAAGAAGCGCCACUAUCGCUCGAACAAGGAUUCAUCCGAUUCGGAAGCGGAUGGUGGUCGUAGCUCGACAGCCAAAGGUUCCGCUGCGUCACGUCGCCGUCCCGGUGAUGGUAACGGUGGUGGACGAUUCGGUGGUCGGGACAAUAGAAACCGCGAUCGACGAUCCCUUUCGCGUGGCCGCGGUCGUGAUGAUGGCCCAGGUCGUGGACGUGGAGGUCGAUCAAGCUCUCGCUCGAGAAAUCGAUCUCGUUCGCGAUCGCGCAACCGAUCGCGAUCGCCGAGAAGACGGUCUCGAUCUCCUGGACGGCCAGGUGGACGUGGAAAUGUUCGUGACGUUAAUUAUGGUCGCCGUCGUUCUCCACCCUCAACGCGUCCGGGUGGUCCCGGUAGAGGAUCAGACCGAGAUGUUCGCGAACGGGAAAGAGAUCGCGAGCGUGACCGUGAACGCGAGCGGGAACGUGAUCGUGAACGUGCUGCGCAGCAACGUUACUCAGGCGGUAAUGGACCAGGUCGUCGCGGGUCUUCCCGAGAGCGUGACCGCGAUCGUGAACGUGUUCCGAGCGAUAGUGGUGCAAGAGGACGCGACACAUCCUCGUCUGCUCACACCGGGGCAAAUAAUAACGCUCACAAAUGGCGUCGCUCGGACGAACCGCAGAGAGGUGAACCUCCACGACGUCGGCAGGAGAUGGGUCCACCGGCAUCGAAUCGCUACGAUGAUCGCGAACGAAACCACCGAGAUGCAGGUGGCAAUCGUUCUACAGUUGGUCGUCGCAGUAACAGCACGGAACCGCAAGAUCGUUUCAAAGGUAACCAGGGUGGUCCAGCUCGAGGUAGCAAUAGGAAAGCUUCUCAGAGUCCUGCAGAAUCCAGCGGUAGUCGACGGUCGGCGACGAGAUUGUCUAACGCAAGAGAUUCUACAGAAAUGUUUGACGACGGCGGUAAUGGUAGCAGUGGUGGAGGUGUGUCACAAGAACGUCCCCACAAUUCCACCGAGCGUAUACAAUCGGAUAAAGCAACUGCCAGAGAAGAUAGCACCGAAAAGGAAGAAAAGUUGCGUGCGGUCAAUUCUUCUGCUUCAACCGGUGCACGCAAACAGCAAGAUUCUCCAGCAGCUGUAGUCGCUGUGACUACGCGAAGAUCAAAUGAACAGCAGGUAUCUUCAGGUCGCGAAGCAAGCAAAUCGAACGACGAAAGUAGAAAGCCCUCAAAAUCUACAUCCUCACUGGUCAAUAGCUCGCGGUCCGAACGGGGCUAUAGGAGCACACUGUCGAGAACUCCAUCGCCCUUCCUGAAGCCACAUGAGCGUGAGGCCGCCGCUAGCUUGCAUGCUAGCGCAGGUAACACUUCUGGAUCGGGUGGAUCAUUAGCGAUUUCUGCUGAUCAGAGAAAGCAACAUCAACAGCAACAGCAACAACAGCUGCAAAAGUUAAUCAAGGCUAGCAGGCAAAAGAAGCAUGCAAGCUCGGAAAGCGAUGACGAUAGCUCUGGUAGCGAUAGUGAUGAUUCCCAAGACGAAAAGCAGCAGAAAAAGCCUGUAUCCAGCAGGCGUGUCGAUGGUAACGUGGAAGAGGAAAAGGGCGAAAUUGACAAGAAGGCCACAGUGGCUCACAAAAAGCGAAAAUCGAAACGAAAGCUAGAGUCAAAGAAACGCAGCAAACAGAUACAACACCAUCGUCGCUCUUCGUCAUCUUCUUCGUCGAGCAGUGGGGACGAUGAGGAGGAUGAUCAAGACAUCGACGAGGACGAUCAGUCGUCCGGCGAAGAAAGUGCGGGAAAACGCAAAUCGCGCGCAAAGGAUCGUCGAGAACCAAAGAAAGUGACUGCUGGUUCGGGAAAGGGGACGGUGAACGUGUUGCCCUCCGUAGAGCAUGAUUUCCGCCGCAAACAACAGUCUGUCCCUGUGUUGCACCCUAAGGAAGGUGGCAACAACCGCAAGGUGCACCGGGACAGUACAUCCUCGGCUGAACAGCAGCAGCAAGGUGGUGGAGGUGGCAAGAAACGAAAGCAUUCCACUUCCGAAAGUAUUUCGAAGGUACCGGUGCAUCCGGAAGAAUCGUCCGCUGCGAAGAUGGCCGUAACGAAAUCGCUCAGUUGCACAAACAACAACAAUGUGUCCUCGUCAUCCACCUCGACAAAGAGCAAAACCGUCGCCAAAGUGACAACGGUGGUCGAGACCACAAAUCGUUCGUCCUCUUCGAGCGAUGAUUCGGACGAUCGUGUAUCGGAGCGGCAGCGAAAGAAACGUCGCAAGGAGAAGAAACGCCAGCGGAAUGUGUCACCCGACGAUGCUAGUGCUUCAUCCGGCAGCAAGCGCAGUAAGAAGCACAAGAAGCACCGAAAACACGCGAAGAAACAUAAGAAACACAAGAAACAUAAGAAGAACAGCAAAGCAAGUGGCAAGUAUCAUCGCAAUAGCUCUUCGUCCUCCUCCGACGAGGAAGAUGGUGGUGUGCCGUUGCGUUCCAAAAAGAGCAUCCUAGCGAUCGGUGCCGGUGGGGGCGGUACGGUGAUCAACGAUGAUCUGGAGAAGCAACUGCGCGAACGGGCCCUAAAGUCUAUGAAAAAGCAGCAAAGCAUCUCGGACUGA